Molecule: messenger RNA, 14927 nt
Organism: Osmia lignaria (orchard mason bee)
Lineage: Eukaryota; Metazoa; Arthropoda; Insecta; Hymenoptera; Megachilidae
Gene: msi
Product: RNA-binding protein musashi
Biological process (GO): regulation of translation
Cellular component (GO): cytoplasm
Molecular function (GO): mRNA binding
Source: RefSeq, a predicted model, not a curated record
CGCGUCCAGAAUCUGCCCAACGAUUUGGAGAGCGGCCAGCUAGUCUCGAUCCUGACCUGCCCUCCUGACGUUCCACCGUGCAAUUCUCGAGCGGAGAGACGGAAACCGAGCGAACCUGCGGUACAGGGGGAUUAAGUUGGAAGGACGGGGGAAAAAUGCAACCGCAAUUACACCAGCAAUUUAGGUGUACCAUUGCUCUCCCUUUUGUCGCGUACGCAAAACCUUCCUUUAAACUUUAAACGGUCAAGCGUGAAUAUUUCCUGACGGUAGUUACUCGCAGUGGGUAGUUAAAAAAAUAGACACCGUCAGUUGCAUAAUUUUGUGGCGGUCGAUUUCCUCAUGAAACCCACGUUUCUUUGUGCGAAACGCCUGGGCGUUUACGUUUCUGCGGCAAACAAACGUUGAUACUCGUAUGCAUCUUUCGCGCGAGUGGGUUAAGACUCCGUAAUGAUGAAAUAUUAAAAGAUUCGAGGCGAUACCAGACGCGUAAUGUUUCGCUUGAAACAUAAUCAACGAGUGGUGAGUUUGUUGGAUAAAAAAAAGAAGAAAAAAAAACAGGCGAAUGAACGCCAAGAGGCAAAGCGUGUCAUCAAUUAGGAUCCUUAAUCCUUUCCAUCUCCGGCUAUGUAAUUCGUUGCACGACCACGAGAGCCCUCGCCGGAUGGAGUGGUCCUCGUGGAAGGGCUCGAAAGCAAGAGAAACACACUUCUCCCUAGGUAGAUUCAUGCGAUAGACGUAGUUAUCUCGGUCACCUAUUAUACCACCGAAAACGAGCGUAUGGUUUAUGUACUUUAAAAGACUAAUACGGUUCGGUUUCGAAAGAAAGAGUCUUCUUUGAAACCGGUUCCUUUGUCUAUCCGCGUUCGGGUGUCAAAUUAUGGAUAGGUGCAUCAAAGAAAAUUCAGAGUAUUCUGUAUUUAUUUAAUCGAUAUACAAACAGGCGAGGUAUUUAACCGAAUGUUUCCUCGAUGGCGGUCGAUCGCAAAGGCAAUCGGUUUGUUAAGAGUCGAACGGUAUCCGCUGAGCACCACUGCAAAGACUGCACUCCCGGUUGCAUUUUAGCGAAGGGCAGUGGAAUCGCGAACCGGCAGCAACGACGGCGACGACGACGGCGACGGCAUACAUUCUCCGUGUGCGUGCGCCUGUUUCGUAGUACGCGCCACGGCCACGUUCGCAUAGGGGUGCGCUCGCUUCUCCCUCCAGGUGUCCCAACCUAACCUACCCCUACUUCGCUUCGUAUCCCUUGCUUCGGCCAAUCUGCUCUCCCCUCUGUCCUCGCUGCUAGCGGCCGAUUUCCCCUUGCCCAUCCCUUCCUAUACGGCUUCUCGCCCCCACCAUUGGCUCGAGGCGACGAGCGCACAGCUGCCACACUGCGAAGUGCGAAGGACUGGAGAGACGCGCAGCGACGCCGUUACAGUCCAGCCGGUUGUUUGGACUAACCUAUAAAAGUGUCGAGGAUAGAAGAAAGAAGGAAAGACAAGAGAGAGAGAGCGAGCGAAAGGGAAACAGUGGCCGGUGUGCGUUACUCGUGUUUUUUCCUCUGGCUAGAACUCGUGUCCCGUGGAUCGCGCGAAAGCCGGCUAGCGUCGUCUUUUCGCAAACGGUUCGUGUCAAACGAAGGAGCCGUUCCUUUCCAACGUUCCUCCGUAUGCGAAGGAUAAUUUCGCUUGCCGAGGACCGGCAGAACAGGGAGUCCCUUUGUCUGAAACGCGCGUCGCGGCUCUCGGUCGUGGUUUCUUUCCCGAUCGACCGGUCGUGCGAAUCGUUUUGGCGGCACCGAGAAGGACGCGGCACGAUCGUUGUGUAUCGUUUACUUGUAUUCGCAUCGUCGCGACCUUGAACUUGUGUGCCUAUACCCCAUCGAGUGGCUGUGCGUGGUUCGUUUAACCUGUGGCCUCGAUCGCUCGAAGGUGAAACACAGUGCGGAGAGAAGGCAGAGAGAGAAAGAGAGAGAGAGAGAGAGGAAAAGGAAUCGAAGAAUCGUCGAGCAAGAUCCUGGAAGCGAGAGCGUCUAACGAUGUUUCCCUAUACAACCUUCCCGGCAGUAGGGCUAUACACGAGUUUUCUUCUCGGCGAAGAGGAUCAGAGGAGAAUGAAUUAGAGAGACAAAGAGACAUACAGUGUGAGACGCGCAGCAGCAGGUGGACCAAGAGAGAGAGAAAGAGAGGGUGGUGUGCACCAGACACCGCACGCGUUCUCGACUGUGAUCAUUGAGAACACCUGUGUGUUCUCUGUCUCUCUGUUUUUCUCAAGGAUGCAGGUACGAAUCCUGGUUGCCGCUGGCCCUGGUGAACCGACGCUGAUGGACCACCACCAGGUGCUACGAGCACAAACGAUGGAGCAACGGUGACCGGGGCACGGUGGUGUCUAUUGUCUCUCCGCCGGCAUGGAGGCAGCAAAUGGUACGAUCGAGCACGAUUUUCACAAUGCCCUGGUGCCCAUAAACGGUAGCCAUUCCGGCAGCUCCGGUAGGAGUACACCGAAUGGCGGCGAUCCAGCACCUGGUAAAUUGUUCGUCGGUGGCUUGUCUUGGCAGACCAGCAGCGAAAAGCUGAGGGAGUACUUUGGCAUGUUCGGCACCGUCACCGAUGUCCUCAUCAUGAAGGAUCCGGUUACACAGCGUAGUCGCGGCUUCGGUUUCAUCACGUUCGCGGAGCCGGGUAGCGUGGACAAGGUGCUGAAGUGUCCGAUUCAUACGUUGGACGGGAAGAAGAUCGACCCGAAACACGCGACGCCAAAGAACCGCGCGAAACAGGCGAAUCGGACGAAGAAGAUCUUCGUGGGGGGCGUUAGCCAGGACACGAGCAGCGAGGAAGUGAAGGCCUACUUCAACCAGUUCGGUAAAGUCGAGGAGACCGUGAUGCUGAUGGACCAGCAGACGAAACGUCAUCGUGGCUUCGGUUUCGUCACGUUCGAGAACGAGGACGUGGUGGAUCGCGUGUGCGAGAUCCACUUUCACACGAUUAAGAACAAAAAAGUGGAGUGCAAGAAGGCUCAGCCGAAGGAGGCGGUUCAACCAGGCGCGUUGGCCCUGGGCAAGAGGGUGGUAUUGGGCGCACUCGGAGUUAGAUUAGCGCCACAGCCGCCGUUACCGGUCGCCGCGGCGUCUCAGUUAGUCGCGGCACAGGCCCAGGCACAAGUACAAGCGGCCGCGGCCGCGGCUGCGGCUGCCCAGGUUCAAAACGCUGUUGCCGGUUACGGGAAGCUGUUCGCCAGUAGCUAUCCGGCCCUGUCCGCUUACCGAUACGCGCCGUACCCGAUCCCAGCGGCGGCGGUGGCAGCGGCCGCGGCCGCAGCCGCACCGACCCCGGCUCCGGCACCCCCGACAGCCGCCGCCACGCCAGCUGCUGCAGCCGCAGCCGCGGCCGCCGCGCCCGCGAACCCUUACCAGGGAUACUCGCUCACCAACGUCGACAUGUCCAGUUUCCAGGGUGUCGACUGGGGCUCCAUGUACGGCAUGGGAAUGUACGUCUAAACCUAAACGGUACCACGCACCCCCGCCCCUCCCCCGCCACCGCGUUUUUUCUAUUCCUGAAUCUUCGCAUUAAUCCUCUACUGCGCGUUCGUUUUUCCAACCUCGUCUUCGAUAAAGUAGUCUUCCUCGAAUGAACGCGUGCUUCUGCGCGAUCGUAACGCGUUCCCCGCGAACCGCUGCAAACGUCUCAAAGUUGAGCUAUCCCAACAACGAUGGCCCAAGAACCGCGCGAAAGAAGCAAGAGGAGAGGUGAAGAAGAAGGGAAAACGGGAAGAAAGAAUCUGGAAAUCGUGGGGCGGGGGAAAUCUCGGUGGACGAAAACGUGUCGAGCAGGACGCGAGGACUUUCCUGGCCGGAAACCGAAGUCAUUCUUCUUGCGUUUACUAUUACUUCAUUAUCGCCUAUCGAUUAAUUUAUUAGCGUGAGUGAGCGAUUGAAAAGGAAGAGGAAACAAAGAAAAAAAAUGAUGAGAGAGGGAGAGAGUGCAUGCGUGUGUGGGUGAUAACGAAAGAGAAGAGAGAAAGAAGAAGAUAUCGUUUUAUCCUUCGUCCGCGAUACCCACUCGCGAUUCUUUUUGUCCACGCGAUUAUUCCACGCGUUUUGUGUUUUUGCGUCACACUCGUUAGGUUCCUAGUUAGAUUAUAGAAUCACCCCCUUUGACGCGAUACGCGCAGCGUCGCCAUCGUAUUCAUUCGUUUGCGUUCUUUUCCGGCUUCCCGCCGCGCCCAACCGUACGAUAACUAACUAAUUACUUAAUUACUUAAUCGAUUAAGCGAUAUAUCGGCGGCCGUGUACGGCCGCCCUACUCUCAAGGAUCUCGACCACGAAGCAAUAAAACAGGGGAGGUAGAAAUGAGAGAUACAGACGGAAAGAAGAGAGCGAACUUGGAACGUUGUGCCGUGAAAGAGCUUUCGAACCAAAACCGUUGCGUAUCCGCGGAACAAGCUCUCUUUCGUUUUAGACUUUUCAAAGAGAAUAGCGACCGUUGCUCGUGAACGAAACGGAAGUACGCGGAAGAAGGGAAGGGUGACGGAGUGGUGGUAGUUGUACCGGUAGUCGCGCGACGCUCCUUCGCCUCGAUCAAAGUGCCAAACGAACGAAGCCUUGCGAACAUAUUCGCUCGAGAAAAUCAUCCUCGAUACUCUUCUGUAGCAAGUUCCCUGGGUAACCGCGCGAUCCUACCUUCCGUAAUCGCUCGUCCUUUCGCCGCGUGCUUCCGGUUGCCGAAUCAACGAGACGGAAGUUGACGUACGUUCGUUCGCACGGUCAGAAGAAGAGGGUUACGCGUACGUAGAGGAAAUAAAUCAGUCGUACACGUACGAGAAACGCGUCUACGUAGUAUAACGCAUAGGUAUACAUAUAUUUUUUCUUCGAGUAAUGGAAGACAAUAUUUCUCCAUCGCGCGAGAGCAGAAGGAGCAGCAAUGCGAUUCGACGCGUUUCGAGGGAAAACUCGCGUUCCCAGCUGUAUACUAAACUAACAGUCGCGACCGAGCGAGCGACUUUUUUUUUGCUAACAGCAAAACCGAGAUUGAGAUUAGCUCAGUGUAAGUUAAGCGACCCUAACUCGUAAGUUUCAACUAGGUUAAGUUAGACGUUUAAGGCGUUCGUAAGAAAACGAGUCGAUACUUAAUUUAUACACGUAUCUAUCUCUGUGCGAGCCGCGUUCUUCUCGCUCGCGAUUACGCGACGAAUCGAUCGUCCGCCACUUCCGUUACACUUACGAUUUUCCUCAACGAGGGGUUCUCUAAGUUCUAAAAGGAAAAAAAAAUCUUUCACCGCCUUCGAACUAGCGAUUUCAACGGAAGUGCGAAAGAUCGACGAUGUAAGCACCUCGCGUGUAUCUACAGGCGUCACGAUUCGACGAGAAGAGAGAAAAAAAAGGAAAAUAAAAGAAAAAGAGCGAAUCGAAAGCGAGAAAAGCGCGGCACGUGGAAACACAUGUGAGAACUUUCGAGCAAUAAGCGAUUCGUUGACACGUUAAGCUGUACCGUUUCCGUUUAACGAUACGAUGAUAGCGAGGAAAGAGCAGAUUGCAUGGUACUGAUACGAAGGAAUAAUUAACAGGAGCGUGGCUUGCUAGCGAUAGCAAGCGGGGACGGUAAGAUAGGGGGCAAGAGCGUAGAAAAAAAAAAAAAAAAAGUAAAGAAGGGAUGAAAGAUGAAAAGUUCGAAGAAAGGAUUUUUCUUCGAACGACGAAUAAUAUUCUAUAGUGAUAUACACACCUUAACAUAUACUUAACAUGUACCGUAAUAUUAACGACGACAAAGCUCGCGAGUGAUAUUUAUUACUUAUAAGAAAAUGCUUAGAACGAUAAGCAGACGAUAAGUGAGUUAAUACGGACGUGUGCGUUAUAAGCGAGAGUCGAGAGAACGAAGCACGCCUUAUGAAAUCGCGAAAAGCAAGUAUACACGCGCGCGUUAUAUCUGCCGAGCAGAAUUAAACAAGAGGCGAUGAUUCGAGAAACCACGGUGCGACCGAAUUUUAUUUUAUUUUAUUUUUUAUUUUUUUUUUUAUUUUUUUUCUUCUUUUGUUUGUUUCUGUGAAAUCCAGAGUCUACGCGUACUCGUCGAUGCGCCGUUUCGAGAACACGAACCAUGGGUGCGUACUUGAAGCUAACCUCGAGGACACCCGACCUCAAAGUAUUCGAACUAUCUCCUCGAUCCACCUACAUUCGUCCAUUUCUUUUCUCGUUUUUUUUUCCCCGCGUUUCCUUCUCUUCCUACCCUCUUUCAUUGCGAACGUCGUAGAAACGAUCGAUGAAAGAGAGGAAGGGUGACACAUCCGGUGUCGUCGAUCCUCUUCGUCGAUUAAAUAUCGAUUUUCCUUCUCGUUCGAACAGGCUCGACGACAUCGAAACGCAUUUCUGGGUGUCCUCAUUUUUCCUCCCUCCGUGUCGUUUAUGCCGAUGAUAAUGAUUAUUUUAAUUUUGUUUUUUAAUUAACAAAAUCGGUGCAGACUUGCCGCUGAUAGAGAAACGGGAUCUUUCGAAUCGAUCGAUCGAUCGAUUUGCUCGUCGAUUCGGAAUGACCUUUGAACUUGCAUCGAUGCAAACGCCCAUCCAUCGUUGACAGCUAGCCUACCCUCUCCUCCACGAACGCUUCCUUCUUUUUCCUCCCCCGAACCAUUUUCAACCCCCUUUGAUAUACACCUUCCGGUGAUAUCAUGUAUUGUACAUGCUAAUACACGAUCGCGCGCACAUACACACACGUACACACACACACAUACGCUCAUACUUACAUUUUUACUUAUUUUCACAGAAAUCAAGUACACGUAUAGACAGACAUAGUUACACGUAUUGCGAAUGUCGAAAGUAAUUUUUAGCGUAGUUAGUAUUUUGAUAAACGCUAACCACCCAUUAGUUGAGAAUGAUCAGUAGGUAAAGCAUGCUGGUUGAGAAAUAUCUUUAGAUUUCUGAUUCCUGUUGUUCCUUCACCGCCCUCGUCGUGUCGUUGUACGUUUUAACAAGAAUUAUCUGUUAUUCUUGCCGAUCGCGAGCGAGCGCUAACGAGAGAUACCUAAUCAAAUUUCCCUCGUUCUUUUUUCGUUUCAUAGUUUUCUUAAUUUUACGUUAAUUUUUUUUUUUUUUCUUUGUUUAUUUAUCUUUGUGUUUCUUCAUUUUAAUUUUUAAUCAUCAAACGAUUGCAUGCAUCUUUUUUGUUUUUCAUUUUCUCGAAAGAUUUAUCAACUCGAAGGUAAAACCGAUCUGGCGACGAAAACAGAUCCGUUUCGACGGACGCAAAAAGACGGUUAUCGAAUAAUUUUCGCGAUUCAUAAAUCUAAGAUAAGUUGUAACGUUACCGAUCGAAAAUAUACAAAGUGCGCGAAACGUUGUUCACUGGAUGUCAAUCAUUAGUGGUAUUUCACCCCUGUUCACGAUAUAUUCACGUUCCUGUGAUCCACUUUUAAUCAGAUUUUUCUCUAGAUAAAAGAAACGAAAGCUCCCUUAAAUUCUACCGUAUUCCGCCGAACGGAAGAGAAUUAUUGAAGCAAUUAAACGUUCGAACGUAACGAUACGCGGAUCUUUUUUUUUUUAUCGACGACCGGUCGUUUCGGUAAUAAAUUUAUAGUUCUUUCUCUUCCGCAAACCUUCCUGUCGCGUCGAAGGGAUCGUUCGGAAAACUAAAAGCGAUAAGCAGUUUCGUCGUUUUUCCAUUGAAGCAACGAAGCGAGAUAGAGGGAUGGGGUGAACAGAGACGAAGACAGAAAGUAACGCACCCUCGUCGAGACGCGUCCUAGAUCCUCACCCGAGUCCACCCGCUCUCCAAACACACCCUCGUUUAACUGAAUCCGGUACUUUGUGCCUCUCCUCGCUCUUAUUAUUACUUAAUCUCAUUAUUGUCUAUCUAGCCAUCACCAUUAUUACCAUCGUUAUUGUCAUCACCGUUAUCCAUUUCCUUCGUUCUCUGUUCGAUUCGUACAUUUCCGUUCGUUUACUCGUGUCGUGUGCCAUAAACACGGAGCGACCGUGCAACGAGACACGAGAAGAUCAGUUCGACGCGACGCGACGUGAAAAUCUCUGCUCCGCUUUUCCCUCGGGCUAGGCUGAACCGUCGCGGGGUCCAGUGGGUCGAAACCACCCACGAAAAGGGAAACUCUUCCAUCGAUACCCUGUUCCAAUUCGCCGAGUACCUUCCGCUCGUUGAAAAUGAACCCCCGACCUUAGGAUUGUUCGUCGAAUGCUUUCUAUUAUUUUCUCCCAGCGAAACCCGUUCAUUCUUUCUAAACGAACCGUUACUCUGAUUUUCAUCUUUCCUUUUUCGUCCUUUCCGCUCCGUUUAUCGCCGAUAGAUCGGCUGUUAUUUUCAUCCGCGACGAAUCAGCCGGCUGCGACGCGUUAUCGAGAACGAGACGGUACGAUACGACAAAAUAAAGAGAGAGUAAGAGAGAGUGAGAGUGAAAGAGAGAGCACGCAGGGCGGCGAACGCGAAGAACGACAUAAACGACAGAUUAUUUAGUUUAGUUCGAUGCCUAGAUGAGUUGCCAAUAAAGUAGUUCAUUUCAAACUUGUAGCUAACCUGUAUUGUGUGUACAACAUCCUAUCUUCCGUCGUUGAUCCUUUUAUUAUUCUUCUUCUUAUGUUUCUUCCCUAAUAGACAGUCCUUAGCCGUAUCUGUGUACCUCGGCUAAUUGUAUUUUAUCAUUAUCAUCAUCAUCACCAUCGUCAUCAUCAUUAAUAUUAUUUUUACUUCUGCCAGAUAUAAUUGUUUCUUUCAUUUUCCGUUUUUUUUUCUCUUCUUCUUUUUUUAUUUUGGUGCUGUGUAAUAUUUUCUACCUUUUUACUUACUCGCACACGUAUUCUGUUUGUGUCUCUCUGUAUAACACGUUUAACCCCGAACUAGCGUGUAUGUUGAGAUAAUAUUUAUUGCGAAACGUGUUUGAUUAUUUAAUACGAUUCGUUCAGGCUAACCCUCUCCCUCUGUCCUCCGCCUUUAUCCCCGAUUUUCCUUCGAUCGCUGGACUCUCGUCGACAGCGUCGAAGCCGUCGUUCGUGCCGGAGGCGUAGCACCGCGAGCGCAUCGCUAAUUGGCUAAUUAAUAUUAAGCCGUAACUAGCCUCGUUAACCCCGCUGGGCAUUCGUUUCACGCCGCUCUCUGGUUGGUCGAGAGCACCCUGUGCUCGGUCGCGUUCUUCCUUUGGUAGUCGCGCGUUUGUUCCGGACGUGCACCGCGUCGAGGGUCUUCCUUUCCGUCUUUCAAUCGCUCACCGACGCGUCAUCGUCAUCGACGACGUUCGGAGAAAUUCGAAGGGAGGGCAAAGAUCAUCGACGCGGAGACGUUCCACGAAAUCGUCGGAUAGAAAAGCUCCGCGUUGUCCCUCCGGUACGUUUCCCACCUAAGACAAUAACGUUUCUUAACAUGGUUGCUUCCUCUCUCCCUUCACACAGCCCUCAUGUUGCUUUUUAAGCUGUUUAAAAACAGCCGGCGAAAUUGUUGUAGCGCAUGCAUUUUAGCUAGAUCAUCCUUGGCGCGCUCUAACCAGCAAGUAAGAGUAAAAUUUAAUAAAUUCGAUACGCAUACAAUUAUUUUCCUCGGAAAACCUCUGGAACCGGUAUCUACGCGUUUCUGUCUCGAUCGUGGGUGGAAAAGUGUUGGAACGAUCGAGAGAGAACCGUCUCGUCCCGUUUUCUAUUCCUCCUCUCCUCCCUCAACUCUUUGCGUUCGUUGCGAAAACUUUGAUCGAUAUUAACGUUUAAGAAUCACGCGCGGAAAGAUCGAUCUCUGAAAGCUUUUCGGAGAAAAGAGCAAGAGAAAGAAAAGAGAGAUUGAGAGUUUCGCCCAUCCUGUCCCCCUUUUCGCUCGUACGCUCGACCAAAGAAUAAAUCGCUCGAACAGCGUCGCAAUAUUCGAAGAGUUAUUUUCGAAACGAACCGGGAGACCCGUACGUUAAAUCGUCGGCAAACAAUCUUGCAACGACCAAGAACUGUAGCGCGCUUAGAAAAUCUAAACGGAGGAACAUCCGUGUAGAAACGUUGUAGACGUAGAGAGCUUUCGACGUAGUUGGCUAAAUUAACCCAAGUAGAAUUUGAUGAUAACCACGUUUCUCUAAACUUUUUUCUACGAACAGCGAGCCUUUACGAUCCUAAAUUCCUAACUGUAUUUAAACGUAAGAACGAGAGGAAAUUCGACGAUCGUUCUUGCAGUUUGCUCGAGCGUACCGAGACCAGCCGACAUCCUAGCACGGAGAAAGACUUUCUUCCGGUUUCUCUGAUUAAAACCGACGAAUGAGUCGCGACUGAUACGUUUGCCUACAUAUCGUCGAUGAUUAGAGUUUAGUACGAACGUUAGAUCGUAGUUCGUUUUAUACACAUCGCGCUGUGAUUAUUCGCGGGAACAGAGAUUCUCGAGCGAAAGAUAAAGAUUUAAAGCUCUUCGAUCAAACGAACGAUCGAAACACCGCGAAUACCGAUCGACCGCGACUGGACCAAUCCGAACGUUUUCCCGGUGUUUCGUCCUCGUCGAACGAACCGCGAUACAUAUCGAUGCACGCGACAUAUCAUUUUACGAUUUACCGAUCAUUCGAUUCGGCCGUCAUUUCUCACGAUCGUUAGUCGAAACUAGAUUUCAACAUUUUCUCGAAGGAAAGUUAGAUUCGCGCCUUCCCUUUCCGCUUUCUCCGUGCACUCGUCGAUCGUUCUUUCCCUCGUUUUACGAUCGUCGAUUCGAUAGAACCCUCCGAGUGCCUUAACCCCCCCCCCCCAUGAUCUCUCCGUACCCCCUACUGUUUCUUCUCCUUUGUAACUCGAAAGAAAAAAAAGACAAACCAACGACAAAACGAGAGUACAGAUAUAUGUAUGUAUAUAUAUAUAUAUAGAGAGAGAGAGAGAGAGAGAGAGAGAGAGAAAAUAUGUAACAGAAAAAAAGAGAGACAGAGAGAAGAGAAUCAGGAACGAUUUAGACGCAUAUUAAUUCCCAUAGGCAAGAGUAGAAUUGAGUGUCGAUCGCUAGAGAGAACACGAGAGAACCACUUCCAUGGAUUCGGAUUCGAGACGGGCUGACCACAGCGCGGCUGAAAAAUCAGGUAAGACCAUUUUUCUUAUUUUCUUUUAUCCCUUUUGUAUUUUUCCUAUUUUACGUAACCAGUGAGCGCAGAAUGAUUCGAGUAUCCUGGAUCUCGACUCGUGCUGCGCGAACGUUUAUUAUCUACUCGCAUCCUUUUUAGCGUAGAUAUAUCGCGUAGUGCGUUUAGACAUUGGGAAAAAAUUUAGCGUGUCAGUAGCGAGUAUUUAUUGUCGAUAACAAUGGCAAGAAUACCCUUUUGAUCCCUUUUAGCGUGGCAGACAGCGAGAUUACGCAUCCUACCAGAAGUAAUACACAGUAAAUGUUGGUAGUUAAUUAGUGACAGUUGAAAAAUCUAUCGAUAGUACCCAGCGUAGUUUUAUUGUGCAUAAUUCGAACGUUUCAUUCCUUUUUGUGCGAGUAAUUUGAAAGAGCCUCGAGUUCGAGAACGGACGAUCGAAUAAGGGAAAGUUUCGCCCGCUUUAAAAUUACCGGCGGAUCAAGUUUUACCCCCUUCUCGUUGCGAGGGAUUAAAUGGAAGAGAGAAGUUUAAGAAUUGGCCCGACGAUCGAACAAAAUGGGAAAGAUCACGGUCUCGAGCGUGGCUCUGGACGCGUAUUAGAUCGCCGAUGAAUUUUCCGCGUGGAAACGUUUCGAUACACUCUCGCGUGUUCUACGAGCAAAACAACCCCCGUUGGAUUUUCCCUUUUUCCAAAAGUUUUCUCGUUAGCCAGACUCUCACCUACGUGACACGACUUCUUUCCAAGUUUUCUUUCAAAAAUCCUUCCCUGCAUCGAUUUUUUCAAUCUCCUCCCCUUCGAUUCGUUUCCUCGCGGACAGUUCGUCGGUUAAACGGUACUUGUAAUUGUUCGUAGCCAUUAUCGAAGCUGCGAUGAAGUGUGUUUCGUGCAUGCGUUACGAUUUCUACAUACUAAUAUACGUGUCUGAACGAUCGUCUCGUAUUCAGGGACGAUCUUUGCUCGGUUACACCGCGUGCUUCGUCAAUUUACAAUUCGAAUGUCUCGUGGUACGAGAUGAUCGUUGCCGUAUGAAGGCAACACUGAGGCCUUAAGUAGUCGCAUGUGUGAUUUGAAAAAGCAGAGAAAGAAAGGAACAGGUAUAUACAGGGUGUCUCUUAUGAAGCACCCUGUAUAUGCUUUCGUAAUGAUUCACCACUACUGCCACCAUUAUCCACCGCUAACACCUCCAUCGCCAUCAUCCUCCAUCAUCGUCAUUGCCUUCAUCGACCAGAGAGAGAGAGAGAGAGAGAUUAUCGAACUGAUAGAAGUUGAAACGAGUCGUUGUAAAGAGGUGUGCUAUACUCGAGCCUCCUCUUCCUCCUAUUCGAAUAAUACAUUUCUUUUUCACACGGAUCGUUUUUCCGCGAUGAAAAGGAUAAAGAGAUUCCGGAUUGGAGGAGUUCGAAAUGACAGAAAGUCCGGCGAAGUUUAGGUGGAACAAGAAAUACCGAAGGCGUGUUAACAAUGGCUGGUCUUUUUCGUUCGUUUUCCGAGGCACUCUUUCGAAAUGGGACCCGCGCGUUUUUCGUAGCGCUCUUUUCAAGCCAGCAAAAAUUUCUGGCGUCUUGUUCUUCCAGUACAUAUAUGUAUAUGUAUAUAAUUACGUACAUUCAUACGUACAUAUUGCACGUACACGAUGAAAAUUAAUAAAUAAAUUAUAUAUAUAUGUAUACACACACACAGAUAGAUAGAUAUAUAUAUAUGUACAAAUGUGCGUACAUAAUGAAUGUGUAAUGAAAAAUUCGACGGUCGAACCAAGGUACGGUUCGUCGUGCGAGAAAUUCGUUCAAGUCAAAUUCAUUGUGUCUCUGAUUGCCUUCAGUGAGAAUAAUCUUCGAAGUUUUUCUCCAUGAGAAAACUAAUUAAUCGAUCUUUAUGGAGUAAAGACUUUUUCACAAGGGAACUUUGACUCGUGUAUUUUUUCAUCUUCAAUGCAAAAACAUAUCCCCGCUGUCGAGAUAGAAGAAAGUAGAAGGAGCGAAAGGGAAGCUCAGUUUCUCGUCGCGUUUUUGCAUAGUCGUCGGGCUUUCUCGUUUCAUUUCACCGCGUUACGCGUCAGUUUUCCUUUCGUUUUUCCCUUCUUUCCGUUAACAUAGCCCGUGCAUCGAUAGAGACAAGGCGAAGAUCGUUUUCGCAAGGCGUAACCAUAUUAUCGGCUCGAAUCAACGCGACAAAAUAGACCAGUCUUUCUCUCUACGUUCAGCGAAGUGCUUUCGAUACUGCUAGCGAAUAUCGUUUUCACGGGUCGCUCUAUUUAUUCAGCGUGUGUGUCUGGUAGAUUACACGGCGAAAAAAAUCGAAGCGGAUCGGCUCGAAUCGACGACACGAAUUCGCGCCACCAACUUUCCCGGAGUACUGAAUUUUUUUCUUUUCUGAAACCGAGGGAUCGUAGCUUUCCAAAGUAAAAAUUGUAACGUCAGUAGAAUAGAGAGACAAAAGGUCGAGUGUCGUCGAGUUGGAGCGGUACGUUCGAUGAACGACACGAAGACAAUUAGAGAGGAGAAUUUUCAGUCUCGAGGAUGUUGAAAAAGUACAAACCGGGAGUAAAACGUUUAGCUGGGUCGAUUAGAGUUGUAGUCGAAAAAGGGACGAGUCGACCUACGCUAGCGUGACUGAGCAGAAAAUCGAGAAGGAGCCCCGUUUUCGCGGGUCCUCCACGACCGGCGAAGUUCAAAGGCUGAUGAGAACGGGUGUAGAGAUAUUCUUCGAGGACAUUUUUCCCGAUCGACGAGACCCGCCGAGCCGGGGCUUUUCUCCUAUUUACCGCGUAACCAGUAGCGAUAUAUCUCGUGUGAUAAUUCCAGGUAUUUAAUAACCUCAUUGGUAUCGUUAGUCAUACACGAGAAGUAUUAUCAUCAUCGUCGAAUUAUCAUCGUUUACCGAGUAGCAUUCGGUACGUUCUCUUAUCCAAUGUGCCAUUUCUCGUCAUCGUCGUUAGACACACUUUCAUCUUUCUUAUCCUGGUUCAGUUAUUACGAAAUCACUAAUUGGACGUUCGAUGACCCGUUUCGAAAUGAAUUAACGCCUUGAUUGCCACGGGGGUGAUUGAAGCUAAUACGAUACAGGAUAACAUCGACACCCUGUACUCUGAACUUCCUUGAAUUUCUUUUAAUUAGUCCCUCGUGGCACUGAACGCGUUAAGAAAGCAAGUUCGAUUUCGAAACGCUUUCGGUAUUUACAAGUCCAAGGAAUCCAGUGAUAAGGUGCCUCGUAGUCUUAUUUAUUUCAGUUGAUUUCAAAGUCGCCCUCCCCAAGUAACUUAUUUCUUAGAGAGUUGAUAUAACGUGUACACGAUUGAAAUUCUGAACGUAUUUUUCCGUGUCUUCUGUGGACGAAGCUUCGAGCGUAGCGCAGUUUCUCACCCCCGCAAGCAUUCCCGGCGGGCGACGAUCCACUGACUUUCCAAUAAGAGCGUCGUCGAAUUAUCUUCAAUUCAAACUUCCUUCCUUUUUUACUUUAAUUUUGUUCUUUCUCGUUUCCUUGCCUGUUGGCUCGUACACCAGCAGACUUGCUAGCCGGGACACUAACCCCUUCUCCCUCCCCCCGAGAUAUAUACAUAUAGAACACGCGAUCCAGUUUAUUGGAAAGAUCACGAAAUCGUAGCCAGUAGGUUAACCCGAAAUCCGCAACGUAAAUAGCAUAGUCAGCUAGCUAGGCAGCCGAAUAGUUAACACGAUGUGUAGCGAACUUAUAUAAUUAAUUACUUACUCCGUUUAAUGGGUAAGAGGCAAAAGACAGUAAUAAGUGAGGUUUCAUGAAUCGGUAGUUGGGUACGAGGAAAAGAAAAAGAGAAAAGUGAAAAAAAAGAAAGAUGAGAUACUGCGACAGAGAGAGAGAGAGAGAGAGAGAAAGAACGCGUGUGUUGGUGCGUGUGUGUGACAGUGUGUACAUGAGAAGGUGUGUUCUAAAGUGAGGAAGAGUCGUGUGAAAGAAA